This is a messenger RNA of Xyrauchen texanus (razorback sucker), 1146 nucleotides long. RefSeq lists its product as uncharacterized. The record is from RefSeq and is a predicted model, not a curated record. The transcript has 4 exons. Bases 1 to 1146 code for a protein of 381 amino acids. NCBI's taxonomy places the organism in Eukaryota, Metazoa, Chordata, Actinopteri, Cypriniformes, Catostomidae.
AUGACUUCAGUGUCAGUGAUGGAGGGAGAUUCUGUCACUCUACAAACUGAUGUUACUGAAAUACAGAGAGAUGAUCAGAUACUGUGGAUGUUUGGACCUCGACAGACUCGAAUAGCUGUAAUCUAUGAGCAGACAAUAUUUUUUGAUAACAGUAAAUUCAGAGGUAGGCUACAGCUGGACAAUAAGACUGGAUCUCUCACUAUCAUGAACACCACCACAACAGAUUCUGGACUUUAUAAACUACAGAUCAUUAAGGAAGAUAUUGCAUACAAGAGUUUCAGCGUUAUAGUCUUUGAUCCACUGCCUGUUCUUAAAAUUACCAGACACUCUUCUGCAUUAAGCACUAAAUGUGUGUUGGAGUGUUCAGUGGAGAAUGUGACACAGGUGACUCUCUCCUGGUAUAAAGGAAACAGUUUAUUCUCCUCCGUCAUUAACUAUGAUUUUAGCAGGAACCUCCAUCUUCUUCUUGAGGAUGAAUAUCAACUUAGAAACACCUACAGAUGUAUAGUGUCCCAUACAAUCAGCAACCAGACUAAACAUCUUGACAUUAACAAUCCCUGUACUUACUGUAAAGAGGUAGUUGGAAUGAAGACAGUGUCAGUGAAUGAGGGAGAAACCAUCACUCUUCAAGCGGAUGUUUUUGACAUAAAAACAGAGAAUCACAUAAGGUGGACAUUUGGACAUGAAGAGGAGUGUAUAGCUGACAUAAUAAAAAGUACCAAUUAUAGCUUCAAAUGUGACCAUGAAGGAGGGAUAUUCAGAGACACGCUUCUGGACAGUCAGACUGGAUCACUCACUAUCAACAACAUCAGCAAAGUACAUGCAGGACUCUACAAACGAAUCCUUUGUCCUCCAUUCCCAUCAUCAUCAGAGUCUCUGUCUCAAUGUUCUUCAAGCUCUAAAUGUGUGUUGCUGUGUUCAGUGGUGAAUGUGACACAUGUGACUCUCUCCUGGUACAAAGGAAACAGUUUAUUGUCCUCCAUCAGUGUGUCUGAUCUCAACAGCAGUCUCUCUCUACCUCUGGAGGUGGAAUAUCAGGAGAACAACACCUACAGCUGUGUGGUGUCCAGUUUAUACACCAACCAGGCUCAACAUAUCAACAUUACUGAAGUCUGUCAGAAAUGUUCAGGUAUGACAGUAGCAUGA